Molecule: messenger RNA, 603 nt
Organism: Mesitornis unicolor (brown roatelo)
Lineage: Eukaryota; Metazoa; Chordata; Aves; Mesitornithiformes; Mesitornithidae
Gene: CCDC59
Product: coiled-coil domain containing 59
Exons: 5
Coding region: 1-603 (200 amino acids)
Cellular component (GO): nucleus
Source: RefSeq, a predicted model, not a curated record
AUGUCCUGUACUUUUGAACUCGUAGAAGAGCUCUUCCUGGACAGGUUUAGAAAGAAGGUGGCAGCAGUAAAAAUUCGAAAAAUAUUGACAAAGGUGGACAAUGUUGAUAGUGCUUUAAGACAAGGAUUUGCAUUUCGGAGAAAACAAAAGAUCCAAAGGCAGUACAGGAGAUUACUGAAAAAGAGAAGAAAUGUCCAUUCACAACAGGAUGAUCAGUUUACCGAUACGUAUCCAGAGCACUUGAAACAUCUUUACCUAGCUGAGGAAGAAAUGCUUAAGAAAUGGCGCAGGGCUCCAGAUGAUUCGGUUUCAUCAGAAGAAAAGCUUAAUAAUGCAGUAGAGCCAGUUGUGACUGAAAGGAAGUUUAAGAAGAAAACGUCCAAUCAGAAGGCAAAAGAAGAGUAUGAGAAAAUAAAGGCUGAGCGUGCUAGAAAGAAAGAGGAAGCAGAAAAAAGAAAACAAGAAAGAGAAGCGGCUCAACAGUUGUACAAACAAAAGAAAAUGGAAGCUUAUAAAAUAUUGAGUAAGAAGACAAAAAGAGGACAGCCAAAUCUAAACUUACAAGUGGAGUUUCUUCUUCAGAAAAUACAGAAAAAUUCAUAA